AUGGAUUAUAAUGAUAAUCCAGUUGGUCUAGGUGGAUUCGUACCAACUUUAUUGGAUAUAUGCUUGACAAGAGUAAAAGAUAAUAUUGAUACUAUAAAACAGAUUGAUAAAAUUAAUGAUGUAUUAUUGCUUAGAGUUUUUGAGAAAUGUUCACCAGGUCAAUUGGCAUCUCUUGAAACAAAACUUAUAAAUAGAAAAAUUGACACAAGUGAUCUUUGGAAGAAACAUUGUAACAUUAGUUUUAACGUAUAUAAAGUAGAGCAUGGUCUCACUUGGAAAUCUAUGUAUAGUAAAUUAGAAAGAGAAUAUCAAGAAAAGAAAAAUAGAAUUGGUCAGGUUUUAAGAAAGAAUUAUAGUGAGAAGGAAAAUGGUAUGGUAUCAUAA
This is a messenger RNA of Heterostelium album PN500, 384 nucleotides long. RefSeq lists its product as uncharacterized. Gene Ontology annotation, biological process: transcription elongation by RNA polymerase II. The record is from RefSeq and is a predicted model, not a curated record. The transcript is spliced from 4 exons. Gene Ontology annotation, cellular component: elongin complex; nucleus. The coding region runs from base 1 to 384 and encodes 127 amino acids. Lineage: Eukaryota; Evosea; Eumycetozoa; Acytosteliales; Acytosteliaceae.